AUGUCCGACGUGUCCAAGGAAACGCUGAAGAAAGAGAUCGCCGCUCUCCUAAAAUCGGCAGAUUUGACAAAAACCUCUGCAAAGAAAAUUAGACAGGAACUUGAAAAAAAAUUAGACGCAGAUCUCGAUGAUCGGAAAAAGGAAAUAGACACAUUAGUAAUGGAAGCUAUUAAAAAAGCUAAAGCCACCAAAAAGAAUGGCAAAGGUGAUAGUGAUGAGGAGAAUGACGAUGACGAUGAUGAUGCAGAAAAUGAUGAUGAAGAUGAAGAGGAGGAAGAAGAAGAAGUGAAACCAGCCAAAAAAGCAGCAGCCCCUAAACGUAAGAAGGCUGAUAGCAGUGAUGAAAGUGCUGGAUCUGAUGAUGACGAUGGUGACAAAAAUGACGGAGACUAUAGCCCUAAAAAAGGUACCCCAUCUAAAAAGAAGGCCCCAGUGGCUAAACGGGGACGUAAGAAGAAGGAUGAUAGUGACAGUGAUGAAGACUGGAAAGGAGCCAAAAAAGGAGCAAAAAAAACUGGGGCCAAACGAGGAGGUAAUAGUGGUUACACAAAAUCAGUAGCACUUAGUCCUGAACUUGCUUCACUCAUGGGAUCUGAAGCUUUACCACGUCACGAAGUUGUUAAAAAAAUGUGGGCGAUCAUUAAAGAGAGAAAUCUUUAUGAUCCAUCUAACAAACAAUAUGCUAUUUGUGAUGACGAUUUGUUGAAAGUUAUUGGAGUUAAACGUUUCAGAACUUUUGGUAUGAUGAAGUUCUUAAAAAAUCAUUUUAUAUCAUAA
This is a messenger RNA of Macrosiphum euphorbiae (potato aphid), 777 nucleotides long. NCBI's taxonomy places the organism in Eukaryota, Metazoa, Arthropoda, Insecta, Hemiptera, Aphididae. The record is from the annotation of a GenBank genome assembly.